Molecule: messenger RNA, 1056 nt
Organism: Candidozyma duobushaemuli
Lineage: Eukaryota; Fungi; Ascomycota; Pichiomycetes; Serinales; Metschnikowiaceae
Exons: 1
Coding region: 1-1056 (351 amino acids)
Molecular function (GO): protein binding
Source: RefSeq, a predicted model, not a curated record
AUGAAGAGGUCGUUUGAUAGUGCCUCUGAAGGCUCGAAACGAGUCCAGUUAGAAUCCACCAGUCUAUCCUUGUUAGAUCUUCCUGACAGUGUGCUUUAUCAGAUAUGGGGUGCAGUGAGCACCGAGGAUCUCAAAAGCCUUCUGCUUUUGAAUAGAGAUUAUAGAGAUGCACUCAUCCCACAUAUAUUCGAAUAUGUUGGAGUCACUUGGCACCAGCUUUUGGAGGAUUCCCAGGAAUGUGUGCUCCACAAAUAUAACCACUGCAUCAAGAGCAUCAAUGUCAUACUGCCUGACUCACAGAAGGAGUACAAGGAAAACACAUUUGGCGAGCUUCUUUCAACCAAACGCUAUCCCAACUUAACCAGGGUUGCAGUCAACUCCACCAACUCGUCGUAUUGGCUACGCUACAACAAAUGUGACCAGAUCAGAGAUCUAGAGUUGUAUACCAACGUGUUCCUCAAAAGCAGGAAGAUAUUUGACCUCGCUCAUGUCCAGCACUUUACAUCACUCAGACUGCUUACUCUUGAUGACUACCAUUUUGUUGUCAGCGAGGACGAAAUUGUCGUACCCAAGUUGUACCGCUUGAAUCUCCAUAAUUGCACGUGGAAAUGGCCUUUUACGCUCACCAAGUUCAAUGUUCACGAUACGCUUACCGAGCUUAGUGUGUCCUUCUCAGACGACAAUGUGUUCGUCUUUUCUGAGCGCUUUCGUGACUUUCUACAGACGCCACUCACGGGCCAUUCGUCCUCACUCCGGUCUCUCACGAUUGCCUUCUCCAAUUCCUCGGACAACCCACGAAUUCUUCUUCUGAACGUUCUACAGAAUCUCUUGGACGCGUUCAGCGAGUUGGAAACGCUUACACUCAUCGGUUGGUCCGCUAAUCUCUUCCACAUUAAGCACCUUUUGGUUUCGCGUAGGUUUCAUAAACCACUACGUUUCCAUUUUGAUGCCACAAUACUCGACCCGGAAAACACGAUUUCAGAACAGGUUUCCAAAAUCCAGAGGGUCGAGAACCUCACUUUUAAACUCGGUUACGACAACUUAGAUAGAAAAUGA